AUGGAGGCCAUUUAUGGCGUCGUCGGCCUGGAGCAGGAAGUCUGUCACUGGACUCAGGCAUCCUGUUCUUUCAGCUUCUUGCCAGCUUCCCGUGCUCCCCCUCACCCUCUGGCUCCCUCUUCUCCCCCAUACCCGGCUCCGCUCCGGUCCCUGCACCCCCGACCCCGCAAGGCCCGGCUGGGCGCGCUGCUCAGCUUUGCACUGCGUGCCGCGGUGGCCAGCGACCAGUACCUCCUGCAGGUGGCGGACGCAGGCAACCACAGCAGCCACCCCCACUCGCGGCUCUGGCGCAUCUGCGAAGGGCAGAACAGCUGCAUCCCGAUUGACCCCUUUGCCACUGAGAGCCUUGACGCCUCCACCUUGGCGCAGCACCUCAUGUCGCUGCGCUGAGCCCUCGUGGUGGUCCUGCCCCCGAGCCUCGUCCUUGUCGUGUGCGGCCGGAUCCGUGGCCUCCUCGGCUCCCCGGCCCAGAGCUUCCCCCGGCUGCUCUUCAUGGGCUGCCGCUUCUUGUUGGGGGGCCCCGCUGCUCUGAGCGUGGGGCCCACCCUGGCCGUUGAGCUGCAGCAGGCGGGGGCGCCCUGGAUCACCCUGCCAGCCACCCACCCGCUGUCCCCAGCUGCCCACGGCUGGCUGUCGCUGACCGUGGGCGCCCUGACCCUGGCAGGGGUCAGCACCUACAUCAGCUACUCACACCUGGCCUUUGCUGACACGGCCCGCCAGGACGGCCCCCGACACGUGCAGGACAUCUGCAUCAGCUUUGGCUGGUCUGUGGCCCUGGCCUGGGGCUCCUGUCCCUCAGAGGCACCCAGCGGCAUCCUCCUGGUCACAGAGGCUCGAGCCCUCAGCCUGAACGCAGCCAGGCGCCCCCCACUCUGUGGGCAUCUGAGUCCCAGGCAGGCAGGUCAUGGCAGAGGGGCUCGGUACCUGAGUCAGGCGGAAAAGCUACCCCAGUCCUCAGGAGGGGGCAGUUCGAGAGAGAAGCAGGCCUUUGUCCCCGUCCUGGUGCUGCUGCUCCUUCUGAGGGGCCGGCGCUCCAGGACCCGAUCCUGGUCUGCAGCUCCCUGGGGAAUGUCUGUGAUUGCCAGGGCCGUGUGGGCCCCUGAACAAGCAGGUUCAGGGCCCUCCUGA
Messenger RNA from Globicephala melas (long-finned pilot whale), 1128 nucleotides. It is a transcript of the gene TMEM235, whose product is annotated as transmembrane protein 235. The record is from RefSeq and is a predicted model, not a curated record. Gene Ontology annotation, cellular component: apical plasma membrane. Lineage: Eukaryota; Metazoa; Chordata; Mammalia; Artiodactyla; Delphinidae.